Camellia sinensis is the source of this 3217-nucleotide messenger RNA. RefSeq names its product TPR repeat-containing thioredoxin TTL1. Gene Ontology annotation, cellular component: cytoplasm. The record is from RefSeq and is a predicted model, not a curated record. Gene Ontology annotation, molecular function: protein binding. Lineage: Eukaryota; Viridiplantae; Streptophyta; Magnoliopsida; Ericales; Theaceae.
CGAAUCGAGAGAGAGAGAAAGAGAGAGAGAGAGGGAGGGGCAGAUGGAAGAUGGAGGAGGAGAGAGAAAUCCAAACGACAGAUGUGGAGGAGAAGAAGAACAUCUACUACUAACAAAAACUAUAGAGCGAGAGAGAGAGAAACAGAGAGUGAGAUGAGAAAGAGAGAGAAGUGAAACCUGUCUCGUGAAGCUGCAGGUGAGAGAGAAGAGAAAGAAAAAGCUCUCUUCUUUUUCUUUUACUUCUUCUCUCUUUUCUUCUUCUUCUUCUUGUUCCCCUUUCUCUCUCUCUGUAAAACCCGCCCUCUCUCUCUCUCAAAUCUCUCUCUUUCUAACACCAUUCACAUUCAUUCUUUGCUUCUCCCUUUUAAAUCACGAGAUCCCCAUCUCUUUUUCUCUUUUUUUUCCUCCUCCUCUACAUGUCUUCUUCAAAAGCUCUCUGUUUCUGUCUUGUUUGGUGGUGUUCUUGUCGAUUCAAUCACACACAUUGCUGAGAAACAGAGAGAGAGAGAGAGAGAGAGAGAAUUUUAAUCAUUGAGAGAGGAAGUGGGUGAAUCAAUCCUUCAUUUUUUACUCCAAAAUGUCGCAUUCUCAGAAACCCAUUUCGAAACUAGGGCUCAAUACACUCCCCGAUCGAUUCCGGGACUCGAUGACCUUUGACGACGACACCACCACCACCAACAAACCCGAUUUCAGAGAACUCGAUCUGGGUUCCCCUGUAUCGCCCUUGACGACUCGGCGAUCGAGUGGACCCGCAGCGAGUGGACUCACCACCACCACUAGCUCCACCACUAGCACUAGUUCGAGCUCGUCUUCGGGAUCGGUCUCCGGGCGUAAUAGAUCCAACAAGGCUUCCAAUAACCACUCCGGCGAGCUUUCUGGCUCCGUCGAGAGCUCCCCGAAGUCCGCCGGAGGCUCUCGAUGCUUCAGAACAGUCCCCGGAAAUCCCGAUUCCGGGAACACCCAACCGUUAAUCUAUUCCGGUGGUAGCUCAGUCAUUUCUCCGCUUGUCAAUGUACUUCCGACAGGCAAUAUAUGUCCUUCGGGAAAGAUUUUGAAGACGGGAAUGGCGAGUCGGAGCUCGAAAACCGAAGUUUUGGGUUCAGGAACCGUCAAUUACGGCCAUGGAAGCAUAAUGCGGGGCGGCACCGCCGUCAAAUUGGGCGGCGGAGAUGGAGGUGGUGGUGGUGGCGCCAACAAAUCGAGAGGCGGAGAUUCAGGGAGGAGCGCAAUGUCGAGUUUCGAUCCGGAGGAGGUGAAGAGGGCAGGGAAUGAGCAGUACAAGAUUGGGAAUUUGGGUGAGGCAUUGAGUUUGUAUGAUCGUGCGAUUGCUAUUUCGCCGGGAAAUGCUACGUACCGGUUCAAUAAGGCGGUGGCGUUGACGGGUCUCCGGCGAUUAGCGGAGGCGGUGAGGGAAUUCGAGGAGGCCAUUAGGUUGGAUCCAAGAUAUGUCAAGGCUCACCAUCGUUUGGGAUCUCUUCUUCUUCGUCUAGGGCAGGUUGAAAAUGCCAGGAGGCACCUUUGUUUUCCAGGAUAUCAACCAGAUGCAAAUGAGUUGCAGAGGUUGCAAGAAGUAGAAAUGCAUUUAAGCAAAUGCACUGAUGCCCGGAAGAUUUGUGAUUGGAAAAGUGCACUGAGGGAAGGUGACGCUACCAUUGCUGCUGGAGCUGAUGCUUCUCCUCAGCUACAUAUAUGUAAAGUAGAAGCCCUUUUGAAGCUCCACCAACUAGAAGAUGCCAAUUUGAGCCUAUCAAGCAUUCCUAAAUUUGAACCAUCCACUCGUUCUUUGUCGCAGUCAAAAUUUUUUGGGAUGCUAUCCGAAGCAUACCUAUUCUUUGUCCAAGCACAGAUUGACAUGGCUUUUGGAAGGUUUGAGAAUGCAGUUACAGCCGCUGAGAAAGCAGGGCAGAUUGAUCCUCGAAAUAUUGAAAUCUCAGUUCUGCUCAACAAUGUCAGGCUGGUGUCAAGGGCUCGGGUCCGUGGCAAUGAUCUCUUCAAAUCUGAAAGGUUCACUGAAGCUUGUUCUGCUUACGGAGAAGGCCUCAGGCUUGACCCUUCGAACUCGGUUCUCUAUUGCAACAGAGCAGCUUGUUGGUAUAAGCUUGGGCUGUGGGAGCGUGCGGUUGAUGAUUGCAACCAAGCUCUACACUUCCAGCCCAACUACACCAAAGCCCUUCUUAGACGAGCUGCCUCAAACAACAAGCUUGAACGGUGGGCUGAAGCUGUUAGAGAUUACGAGGUCUUGAGGAGGGUUCUCCCAAAUGACAAUGAGGUUGCCGAGUCUAUGUUCUAUGCCCAAGUUGCAUUGAAGAAAUCCCGAGGGGAAGACAUUUCUAAUAUGAAGUUUGGCGGGGAAGUGGAGUUAGUAUCUGGUCUUGAGCAGUUCAGGGCUGCAAUAUCUUCUCCCGUCCAUUUCAAAGCAGCAUCAAACCUGCAGUGCAAGGAGAUAUCUCCAUUCAUCGAUACACUAUGUGGACGUUACCCAUCCAUAAAUUUCUUCAUGGUGGAUGUGGAGGAGAGCAUGGCUAUUGCAGUUGCUGAGAAAGUUAGGAUUGUACCAACAUUCAAGAUUUACAAGAAUGGAAGCCGAGUUAAGGAAAUAGUUUGCCCGAGCCCAGAAGUGUUGGAGUCCUCGGUGAGGCAUUACAGUUUUUAGUAUACAUGAGACUGUACACUGUACUAUUGUUCAUCCUCCCUUUUUUCUUGCUUCCCAAACACCAAGCUUCGCUACGAGUUAUCUGUGACAAAAACUGAGCUACUACAACAUAGCAAUAUCAUUAGGAGCCAAUGCCAGUAGAACCCAGGGAGAGAUAAAUUUAGUUCUAUUCGCUGUUUUUAUUUAUUUAUUCAUUUCUUAUUUCUCUCCGGCUCCAUCUUCCCGCUGUCUCAUUUCCUUUUUUUUUUUUUUUUUUCCUCCCCCUCCAAAGUACUUUUUUUCAUUUCAUGUAGGCCAGCCUUGUUCUAGUUUCUCCAUGUUCAUUAAAAGAUAUGUACAAUUCAUCAUAUCGGCUUUUUUAGCUGACCUCCAGAGAGAGAUAAAGAGAGAAGGGUGGCUGGCUGGCUUUUAGAUGAGGAUAUGUACAUUACAUAUAUGAUGAUAUAUACACAAAACAAUGGAAGCCAUUGGGGCAGAAUGAAAAUGAUGAUGAUGUUAUUAAUGUUCUUUCAUUGCCCAAUCAUUUCAUUAAUAAAAUGGUUCAUUUCAUCUUUUCUUCUUGAA